CUACCUCCCCGCGCCCUGCCUGGUGUGGUUUGGACCACGCAUAAAAGGCUCCCAGGCCUAGGGCUUUCUCGGUUCUGAGAUCUCUUUCCUGUCUCUCUUCGUGUCUGGACGUCCGCGUGUCCGGCUCUUGCCCACGCAGUCAUGGCCUCCGGCAACGCGCACAUCGGAAAGCCGGCCCCUGACUUCACGGCCACCGCGGUGGUGGAUGGUGCGUUCAAGGAAAUCAAGCUUUCGGACUACAGAGGGAAGUACGUGGUCCUCUUUUUCUACCCACUGGACUUCACUUUUGUUUGCCCCACGGAGAUCAUCGCUUUUAGCGACCAUGCUGAGGACUUCCGAAAGCUAGGCUGCGAGGUGCUGGGAGUGUCUGUGGACUCUCAGUUCACCCACCUGGCGUGGAUCAAUACCCCACGGAAGGAAGGAGGCUUGGGCCCCCUGAAUAUUCCUCUGCUUGCUGACGUGACUAAAAGCUUGUCCCAGAAUUAUGGCGUGUUGAAAAAUGAUGAGGGCAUCGCUUACAGGGGCCUCUUUAUCAUUGAUGCCAAGGGUACCCUCCGCCAGAUCACAGUCAAUGACCUUCCUGUGGGGCGCUCUGUGGAUGAGGCUCUCCGCCUAGUGCAGGCCUUUCAGUAUACAGAUGAGCAUGGGGAAGUCUGUCCUGCUGGCUGGAAGCCCGGCAGUGACACCAUCAAGCCCAGUGUGGAUGACAGCAAAGAAUACUUCUCCAAACACAACUGAGAUGGGUGAACAUCGGUGAGCCUGAGUCUUGGAUCUCAUCUGUGCCCCAACCUGGAUGUCCUGUGCUGGCCCAGAAAACGCUAGAUCUUCCUCCGCACUCUGAAGGGGCUGGAGGCUAGGCCGAGGCUUUCUCGUUACCCACCCGGAAUCUGGUGAAUAGUGACCCUGCCCUGAGCACACCCAGCUGUGCCCAGGUCUAUAGGAAACCAAUAAAGUAUUAGGGACAGUGAA
This is a messenger RNA of Mastomys coucha (southern multimammate mouse), 969 nucleotides long. RefSeq names its product peroxiredoxin 2 (gene Prdx2). The record is from RefSeq and is a predicted model, not a curated record. Gene Ontology annotation, biological process: leukocyte activation; response to oxidative stress; hydrogen peroxide catabolic process. NCBI's taxonomy places the organism in Eukaryota, Metazoa, Chordata, Mammalia, Rodentia, Muridae. Gene Ontology annotation, molecular function: thioredoxin peroxidase activity. The coding region runs from base 142 to 738 and encodes 198 amino acids. The transcript is spliced from 6 exons. Gene Ontology annotation, cellular component: cytosol.